Cydia pomonella (codling moth) is the source of this 17711-nucleotide messenger RNA. RefSeq names its product Krueppel-like factor 7. The record is from RefSeq and is a predicted model, not a curated record. NCBI's taxonomy places the organism in Eukaryota, Metazoa, Arthropoda, Insecta, Lepidoptera, Tortricidae. Gene Ontology annotation, molecular function: RNA polymerase II cis-regulatory region sequence-specific DNA binding; DNA-binding transcription factor activity, RNA polymerase II-specific. The transcript is spliced from 7 exons. The coding region runs from base 166 to 1098 and encodes 310 amino acids. Gene Ontology annotation, biological process: regulation of transcription by RNA polymerase II.
GAUACACUGCGUCUGAGUUGACGCAGUCGCUUGCGCUUAAAGCCGCGUAUAAUUUCCUGGUGAGAGUACAGAUUAGAGGUUUUUACGUUGCCUGUGGGACUCGAGAAGUUAAUUCAUUUAUAAAAAUCCUAAACAAACCAUACCGCGUUUCAGACAUGCUACGAAAUGGAGAGGUAUCUCCGGGAGGAGCCCCGCAGCAAACGCCGCUCCGAAGAGGAGUGGGCGAGGUCCCCUAUCUCCCCCCCUUCGCCACCUCCGCUGUUCGUGGCCGCGGUGAAGAGCGAGCCGCCUAGCGACACAGAGGAGAAAGGUCCGCCACCCCUCGAGGAGAUCCGAGGUUGGACCCUGGCCUCCCCGCUGCCACCACUUCUCUUCCCACUUCCCGAGAAAUGCGAGCCACUAAGUGACACAGAGGACUCGAAAGGCACAAUACAACCUGAUUGGUCGGUGGCAUCACCGUCGCCGACACCACCAGCGCUGUUCACCGUCACUGCCGUCAAGGACGAACCUCCCAGCGAUUCGGACGAGCCUAGAGGUUCGAUAUCACGGAAAAGCAGUUGGGGCAAAAAAGACUGGACGUUAUCUGCGUCGCCGCCGCGGCCCGCGCUGUUCGCUGCGAGCGUCAAGGAGGAGCCCAGUGACUCGGACGAGGCCAAAGGUUCGAUCCGGAAAUCCGGAUGGGCAGACUGGAAGAUAUCGCCGUCGCCGACUCGGCCCGCUCUGUUCACGGCGCCCGCUGCGAAGGACGAGCCAAUCAGCGACUCGGAUGAAGCUAGAGAGCCUAGCCCGCCCCGCCGACACGCCCCCCGCCAUCACUCCCACGCCGACCCGCGCCGCCGCGUCCACCGCUGCGAGUUCCCUGCCUGUGACAAGGUGUACACCAAGAGCUCGCAUCUGAAGGCCCACAAACGGACACACACAGGUGAAAAACCCUACAAGUGUUCAUGGGACGGCUGCGAAUGGCGCUUCGCGCGCUCCGACGAGCUCACUCGGCACUAUCGCAAACACACGGGCGCCAAACCCUUCCGCUGCCGCCACUGCGAGCGCUGCUUCAGCCGCUCCGACCACCUCGCGCUGCACGCCAAGCGACACGCGUAGCCCGUCAACAACCAGCCAAUCAGAACCUAGGUAGCUCCUCUCUGAUUGGCCGAGCGGGCAAGCCGAGCCGAGCGCUUGUGAUUGAGGAAUUGAUCGCGGGCCGAACCAAAGAUUGCUACGCUGUUAGUCACUCAGAUUAUGCUUUAAAUUUUUUUCGUUUUUGUAAUCUCUUUCGGCUUGGUUGCCGUUUAGCUUAUGCCGCAAAGCGGCGAGUGCCAUCGUCGGGCGGGGGUGCGAGGCUUUCUUUUGUCUACUACCAAAUUAAAGGUUGUAUAAGACCCUUCGUCGGGUUAACGUAAAAUAAUAUCAGCAACGCUAACUGUCGCGGACGCGUGCGGUGGAUUUUACCUACAAUGGCAUCCGCGUGCGUGUAUCCGCGCCGGCUAACGGACGUCCUAAAGCCUACUUUACACGGGCAACCAAAUGAUGACUAGUUGUCACGUGCGACACAACUUGAAAAUUAGUUUUCGAUAACCAUUCGGCAACUUGACUUUUUUGGUCUGGUUUGGUUUGCACAGUGUGAGGCAAGCCUUAGAUGCAUCUUUCAAUUAAGUAACAUGUAAAUGUAACAAAAAAUAAAAGAAAAUCAGGUUAAAUUGCAUAUAAGUUCAACGAGCCAAAAAUAAUGACGUAUAUGGCGAUAUUUGACAUAAAAAUAUGGUAGUUUUAAUAGAGAUGUUAGUACGAAAUAAUGCCUGACUUCUUUGAGACUGAUCAUAAAUUGUUUAUGCCUUUUGAAUUUCAUGAAAAAUAAAAAAUAAACGCAAAACGCUUUCUUCCAUAUAAAACGCUUUAGAUCAUAUUAUUGAUACUAACAUCUUUAUUUUAAAACACUAUAUAUGAUGACCAAUUGUCUAUGAACAAUUUACAAAAAAAAAGCAACCGCACAAAAUGCCCGCCCGUAUGUUUACACUACGUGACAUAUUAUUUAUUGGUAAAGCUACCUUCGCAAGCCAAAAUGUAUGUAUGUAUGAAUGUAUGAGACAUUUUGGCUGGGAGUUAGAUUGGGUAAGUACCCACCGAGGCCCAUCACUUUAGUUAGGCUUAGGGGGCGAAUCUGCAUGUCAGAGAGAGAGCUGUCAUUGCAGACAGAGAUAGAUGUCUGGCAGGUGUUGCGCCGAAGGUACUGUAGUGAAUUGAAAAGAGUAAGCUAAUGUUCCAAAUAAUCUUGAAAUGAUUUUUGUAAACAUGAGGUUUCAUUCAAAAGCCUUCAUGGUGCAAUGUAAAAGGAUUGAUACGUGUAAAAACAAAAAGGAAAAAUUAAAAAAAAAAAUUUAGCGGCCUUCGGCAUGUAAAAGAGAUUUCCAUUAAUGCAAAAUAUGUAGAUUCGCCCCAGUUAUACGUCUCGUUACCUGAUGUAUUUAAUCGGUACAGUCACUCGUUCGAAAAUGAUCCUUAUGCUUCAUACUAAAAGUCGCAAAUCGACUGUCUAGAUCCAUGUAUGUUGUACGAAAUUGUGUAGGUUUAAGAUAUUUUUAAUGUUGAGGGAGAUUUUUUAUAGAUAAUGCGUAUGGUAAAAUGAUUUAUAUUUUACCGUCCUUAUGGUUGAUGUUUGCUUGAGACUUUUAUGUAGAUAUAAUGUGGUGAUACACUUAUGUUAAUUUUUUAUACUUCAAGUUUCAAAUUGCAAAAACCUACUAAAAGAUUAGUGUCUUACUUUUAUAAUGUUACUGCAUUUACGAAAAAAGUAACAUGGGUAUAAGUCGUGUCAUUCACGAAGACGCGACCUUGACUCUUAUUGUAAUGUUAUUAAGGAUUAGAUUAGACAAAUCUGCGCGUCUUCGUGGAUGACACGUACUUAUAUAGUUUGAAACUGAUUUCGACGAGUGACUGCAUUCGAAGCAAUGUUUAUUUUUUAUUACGUUUAUUAAUAAGAUAUGAAUAAUUGUUUACGUUAAGCUGUUUCAUAUUCUACUCUUUCAUUCCGCUCUGUCCCGCUGUGUGGGCCAUAUCUGUCGUAUUAAAAGGCAUACUAUUGAGAAUUAUUUUAAUUUCUAUCAAUACUCGUUUUUAUGUUCUACUUUUCGACGCCGUGUCAAACAAAAAAGCUGUCACUCCCACGUCACCGUCUCAAAACUGAAAUUGAACUUUAUGCAUAUUUACUUAGGUCUAUAUUGCUCUGUGGUCUCUAACUGAUUAAUCCGUCAUUGCCGUUGGGCCUACGCUGCGGAUAUAUCCGUCGGCGUCGAAAAGGUUCAAAAAUGUUGUACUUUUCGACGCCGUGUCAAACACAAAAGCUGACACUCGCACGCCACGUCACCGUCUCAAAACUGAACUUGAACUUUAUGCAUAUUUACUUAGGUCUAUAUUGCUCUGUGGUCUCUAACUGAUUAAUCCGUCAUUGCCGUUGGGCCUACUCUGCGGAUAUAUCCGUCGGCGUCGAAAAGGUUCAAAAAUGUUGUACUUUUCGACGCCGUGUCAAACACAAAAGCUGACACUCGCACGCCACGUCACCGUCUCAAAACUGAACUUGAACUUUAUGCAUAUGUACUUAGGUCUAUAUUGCUCUGUGGUCUCUGACUGAUUAAUCCGUCAUUGCCGUUGGGCCUACGCUGCGGAUAUAUCCGUCGGCGUCGAAAAGGUUCAAAAAUACUUAAAAGCAAUUAAAACAGGUAACUAAGUAUCUUUAGUGACCUUUUUAUAGCAUUUGAGAGUUCAGAUGGAGUUUUUUAACGGCAGAUUAUUAAAGGUCCAUAACAGGGGGGCAAGUAAUACGGGUUGGAUUAUUUCCCUCAGGUUGAUUCUAACCGGCUUUAGGGUCCCUCGGACCCCGUUAUAGAUAGGUAUUUUGUAUGUUUUUUAUUAUAAAUUAAAUUUAUUAGCUUCUUCAUGUUUUAAAGCUUUAUAUCUCGUUUUCCGCUUUGAUGUUGAUUGUUAUGACCGAUAGUUUUAUGUUUAAUACUUAUUUAACGCGUUCGUAUGACUGCUAAGGUUGUUGAGCUAUAUGUGACAUUAUCUAUGAAAAGGGACCUUAUUGUCGGUGGCGCUUACGGCAUUAUCAACGAUGCUCCCAUAUUAUAAACAACGGCGCGCUACGGAGUGCGGCGUAAGCGCCAUCGACAAUAAGGUCCCUUUUCAUAGAUAUUGUCACAUAUGAGGUUCACUUUACAUUUGCCAUUUCCAUGAAACCAAAUUAACUUGCACCUUAAAAGGCUCUACAAUUAAUAUCUGUUACCGUUAGAAAUUGUACCUUCAUUUAAUACCAAAUUCUGUUUUUUUCAAAAUACCCAUCAGUAGACGCACUAAUUCGUCGAAUAAUUUAGUACAUUGACCUUUAUUAUGUCUCUCACUCGCGCGCGAUUGUGUUGUCGCACGCGAGCGGCGUAAAAGUUCAAUGGAUGAAAUUAUUUUUGGUGACGGCUUUAAGACAUACACUCCAAGCACGAGUCUAAAUACAUACAGUUAUUAAUACAUUACACAGUGUAACAAAAAUAGUAGGGAUAUGUUUAAAGUAAUAUUCGGGUUCGUGGUCUCAUUAUACCCUCUUAAGGCCCAGCCAUAGAAAUGAAAAAUCCAAAUAUUGCCAUUGGAAUUUGAACCUAUAGUGCACGGAAUACAGUAGAUUUUAUUUUGUUUGAAAAUUGCACGAAACAAAACAAAUGCAACUCUGUCCUAAUUGAAUAUGAUUUAAAUUUCAUCGAACUGAAUAAGUCCUAUAGGUAGGACCUUGGGCCUUACGAGGAUACACCAGUCAAAUUAGAUCCGUAAAUAGCGUGUAAAGGAAUAAUUGAUAGCAAGCUGUAAAUCGUUUUAAUACUUUCAUUUUGUCCUAAACGCGUGUAAUCCGAGUUUUCCCCUUUCCAGGAGGUGUGCAUAAAUUUUGGGAGCCUUAGGAGAUAGUUAUUUCUUUGAAUUGCCAAACCAGUCGAUGUAGAAGGAUUCGGCCAUCAAAUACAAUUUUUAACAUGAUUAAACAAAAAAAAAUUCGAAUUCGAAACUUUGACUACAAAUUCAUAUUAAAGUACCUUUCGGAUCCCUAGAUAUUAUUUUUUAUCACGAUUAGGAUAAAUUUACCAUCGGCUGUUUUCGAUCUACUAGCAAAAACUAAAGAAGAGCCAAAAAUUAUGCUUAUCUCCUGGGAUGGAGCAAACCUUGGAUUACACGCAUUGAGGACCAAAUGGAGAUAUUAAUACGAUUUCCAGCUUGCUGGGAAUUAAUUCACCGAAAAUACAUUAUUUGCUUGGCCUAUUAGGAAGAAGUGGAAAAAAAUGUCUGACGCGAAAAGUUUCGCUGUCUUGGACGGGCAAAAAAAAUUUUUUUCGUCUUUUUUCUAAUUAGAACACGAUACCGAAUACGUCCUUAAAGGGAUCCCCAUUAUUUUUGUUACAUCCUGUAUACCAUCAGCCAUAUUAAUGAAAACACCAUUUGUUAUUUCGUUUCCACCAUGGGCAAAUAGUUCCGUUUUCAAUUUGAUUUAAACGACUAGACUAGAUUCAAUCGGCAUUCAAAAGUUGUUUUACGAGUUUAUCUGGGGUUCCCAAACUUUCGACGUGAAGGCCACGUCUAUGAUGAUUCAUGUUAGCGGUCGGUGAUUUCCUAUUUGUCCCCGCCCCAAUGACCGCCGUCAUACAUGAGGCGGGACAAGUGGGCCUGCUUUAUAUGAAGCGUUUAUUCCUAUCUGUGCACGACGGGGAAAAAUAGGAACUCUUAUAUAAAGCGCCUGUUCCCAUCUGUCCGACGGGGACAAAAUGGAACACUUAUAUGAAGCACCUGUACCCAUCUGUGUCCGACGGGGACAAAUGGGAACCGUAGUUUGGAAUUCCCUAUUUUACCUUAUUGAGCAAUCCUAAGUAACGUUCCAUUUUUGCUGCUAGCGCUCUUAAUAUUGUCACAAAUAAAGUUAGGACGCAAGAAGAAUUUAGUACGUUGACUCGCAAUUUCCUAUCUCUAUUUGCACGCGCAUAGUUAUAAUGCUUUCCCGCUCGCACAAUGUCAUUGACCGCUGGCAGAUGGGCCGCACAGCAAUGUAACUACGCGCGAGAAAAGAGAAUUAAGAAGACCAAGAGUGCUCACUCUAUACAACGGUUUUGUUACCAAAAAUACUAUUUUUUUCGUAAUCUACAUCUAGCGUCAAGUAGGGGAGCUCUCAGUACUGCUACUCAACAAUAGAUGUCGCGGCAAACAAAAAGUCAACGAGGAUAAUAGUAUUUUUGGUAACAAAACCGCUGUAUGGAGUGAGCACUCUUGGUCUUAUUAAUUCUCUUUGGCGCGAGCGAUAAAAAUAGAAACAGGCGGUUCAACGUACGAAAUUCUUCUUGCUUAUUGUCCUUAAUUUAUAACAUUUUGUUUCGAAAUUGUAUGUAUGCAAAUCGUAGUCAUUAAAGAUAUCCCACUCAACGAAGAUUGUGAUCGACUUUUAAAACUAGGGAGUAAGUUUAUCUAGAUAUAGUUUUAAAAUCCUCAUCCACUUUGUCACGAGUCUUCGUUGGAUGGAAAACGUGUGUUGCCAAAUCUCGGCAAAUGUCAGAUGUCGAUAUUAGACUAUACAUACAUACAGGGUUUUAAGCCCACGCUCAAAUAAAGGUAGUAAAUUAUUAAUAAACUAUGCUCAGACGUAAGUUCUAGUGUUAAAAUAUGACGUGACAAUUGACAGUUACUGAACACUUGUCAGUGACAAUUGUCAAAUUUGUCACAUUUAGACACUAGAACUUACAGAUGACAAACUACUAAUUUUUAUAAAUCAUCAUAAAGUCUCAUUCGUGUCAUAGGCCAUGGUGGAAUGAGAAAAGUAAGUCAUUUUUGAGUUGAAAUUGACUUUAAAACAAUAAUUAUUAUAACUGUACACACACCUCUUUUAAUAAUACACAAUUAACAGUACUGACAAUUUCAUUACUAAUAUUACCUUCCAUACAAAAACGAAUAGUCUAAGAUACGUUAUAAGAAAUAUUUAACCUCAUCUGUUAUUUGUUUGUGAUAAGUGAUAAAUAUUAAUAUUCACAUUGACACAUUGCGAAUAGGUUGCCUAGUGAAAUUGCAUACAAACAGAAAACCUUUUUUUAAAUUGUUGUUAUUUAAUCGUUUAUUUUCUAAACUAACUCAAAUAGGUUAUCUUAUUAAAACGUUGGUCUAGUCCAUGGUUUCUUUUGAUAUAAUAUACAAAUAAAUAACAAAAUAAAAGGUAAAAAAACACUGUCCGUACGCAAUUUAACUAGGCAACCUAUUUUCAAUGUGUCAAUGUGAUUAUUAUCCAUCAUUUAUUUCUUAUCACAAAUAAGUAACAGAUGAGUGUAUAUGUUUCUUAUAACGUAUCUCCUACUAGAAAUGGUGGAAAUUAUUAUCUAACAAUAUGAGAUACGCGCUCAAAAUUGUUAAAAACACAACUUCCAGUCUUACAUUUUUCAUUGCACAACACGAGAUUUGCGCUCAAUUUUCUUAAAAACACUACUUCCAGUCUUACAACUCUCAUUGCACAACACGAGAUACACGCUCAAAAUUCUUAAAAACACAACUUCCAGUCUUACAUUUCUCAUUGCACAACAAGAGAUACGCGCUCAAAAUUGUUAAAAACACAACUUCCAGUCUUACAUUUCUCAUUGCACAACAAGAGAUACGCGCUCAAAAUUGUUAAAAACACAACUUCCAGUCUUACAUUUCUCAUUGCACAACACGAGAUACGCGCUCAAAAUUGUUAAAAACACAACUUCCAGUCUUACAUUUCUCAUUGCACAACAUAAGCUUUAAACCACUUAUUACUUCACCCCAAAAUGCGUCUAUAUUUUCUAGAGACUGAUGUGAAAGUGGGUGUAUAAUAUAUAUCGUUGUCUAACGUUGUGCUUACUGUGGGGUUAGUCAAUUUGUGUAAUAUGUCCUAUAAUAUAAAUUUAUAAAAAAUAUUAAUUUAUGUGCUUAGGACCCUUACUUUAUGACCCUGGUACUUGAUUGACUAGGGUACAGUCAGCAGCAAAAGGAGCUAAAAUAUCUGAAACAUAUUUAUUACCAACCCUAUUUACCUCUAAACGUAUUUUAUUCCUAAAACGCGUGUCACGAUCAUACACUAAGGUCACUCUAGUUCCUAGAUACUUUCUAUUACUGGCAAAUUAUAUCCUAAAAACGCCAGCAGAAAAAAACUGGAUACACUUAAAAUAUCAUUACAGUCUCUAGAAAUUAUAAGAAAAUUUUACCAAUAAUUGUAAGUACAACGACUGCAAAUACUGCCAUCUUAUUAGUAUAAACCACAGGUUCUAUACCCUACCCGCUUUAAAAUAAGGUUCAGAAUUUGGUUGUAAAAAAUACCUCCCGCGGGCCAAUUUUGUAGUCUUCCCGAAUUUAAUAUUAACCACUAAGAUUCGUGGCGAGAGCUGUGUGUGAGAAUUAAAAAGUGUGUGUGUGUGCUCCGACGCACGAUUGGAAUUUACUCCUUACGAACGAUUAAAAUACAUUAUAAAUUUUAAGAUGAAAACUCGGCAAUUGACGUUGUUUUUAGACAUCAUGUGUGAUGUGCAAGAUAAGUUGCGCACAAAACAUUGCGUAAAGUUUGAUUUUACUCUUUUAUAAACUGAAAUAGAUAUCAUACACUAAAAGAAUAAGAGUCUAAGUCCACCCGCGCCCAAGGCGGGAAUCGAACCCGCGUGUUCGUCUUAUGCGGGUAACAUCCUGACCACUAGACCACCCGGCCACGGCGGUACCUGUCUCAAAUUCUCUGGUGUAUGCUCUAAAAGACAAAGGGGCUUUGAUUCCUUUAAUUCUUAGGGAGUAAAUUCCAAAACUUAUUGACUUACUUUUUUAUUUCACUAUAGCAAUAAAGUGUGGCCACGGUGUUGUGACAAUUUCGGUCACUGACCUGUCCACUACACAUUGCUGCCUCUAUCAAUUGACUUCCAUUUUUUUUUGCUAAUGUUCUAUUCUUCCAUUUUUAUGGAAAUGUGCUUUAAAAAUUAAAUAUUAUUUUAAUCUUACACAUUUUGAGUUCUCGCCUCGUGCGAUUCGUGGAUUGCUUUAAGUGUGUGGGUAGCUUAUUGUUCAGUCAAUAUGAUAUAGGCUACGGUGACGGCUUACCACGGCCGUAUGCUUGUUUGCCACCGGGAAAUGACUGCAGUGAACUACCCACUUUAUAUUAAAAGGCUGGGUAUACCUAAGAAUUUUCGUAAUUCCGGUUUUAACCAGCUCAAAUAGGUACAGUUUUACUCAAAACUGGUUUAGGCUAGUUUAGGAAAGGUUUUAAGGUCUUUUAAUAUGUGUCGUGUUGCAGAAAAAAUAAUGUUAAAAUAGGUAAAGAGGUUUAAUUGAUUUAACAGAUAUCAUAUUUAUAUUUAUUUAUUAUCACGCAUUUUUUUAGUAUGAAAAUAACAAGAUAUAUUGCGUUAAAGUAAGGACGCUAAGCAUGAAGAAUUUCGUACAUUGACCAGCUUGUUUCUAUCUCUAUCGCACGCGCAUAAAUAUAUUGUUGUCCCGCUCGCACAGUGGCAUUGACCUCCGACAUCUUGGGAGGCAAUAUGGUGCAAUAGAUAGAAACAGGCGAGUCAAUGUGAAAUACUUCAUGAUUAGGGCUUGUGCACAAAUCACGCGAGGUUCGAUAGGGGGGGAGGGGUCACGAAAGAUCACGUCGGGGAAGGGGGGAAGGGGGUACAAGGAGACUCACGAGUAGAUACUUUUUCUCGGUUUCGAUAAUACAUAAAUCUUCAUUUCGCACUUCAAAAUAGUGAGUCUAUUUUACAAAAAUAUCAUCACGUUCAUAACGAAAAUAGAAAAAUAAAUAAGAUUUACUAUAUACAAUAUUAUUUAUCUUAAAAUAAAGUCGACUGAAAAUAUUUCAAAAAAACUACUCGUGUGGAUAUGUGGGGGAGAGAGGGGUAGCCAAGAACCUGACCAAAUAUCACCAAGGGGGAGGGGAAGGACCAAAAAGUAGCUGAAAAAACGAUUUGUGCACAAGCCCUUAGCGUCCCUACUUUACAGAUUAUCAUUAAAAAAACUUUAUUUCUUAUAACACUUUUUCUUUCCGAAAUUAUUUUUUAUACUAUUAUAUUAUGAUUGUAUUGGUAUAUAAAUAGUUUAUUGAAAUCCUAAGCACAACUUUUGAUAGCAUUUACAGUUUUUUGUAAAUUGGUUUAGUGAAUUAAAAUCCUUUCGUCGCGUACGCAUUGGAUGUGUUAUCUGUCUCGGUCUCUCUUUAGCAUUCCGUAUUGCGAAAGGGAGACAGGUGACAAAAUAUCCCUCUGCGCGCUAGGUGAAUGGACGAGUAACGGCGACGAUCCUAUAAGUCGAGUAUAGCCACGUUUCUGGUAUAAUAUAUAUUAUAAUAUUAUAAAAUAAUUAAUCUAUAACCGUUUUACCAACUGUGAGUGAAACAUUUUUAAAAUUAAAGUCAUGUGAACUACGAGAUCCUAGAAUAAUUAAGAUUAAUAGUGUAUUUUAUGCAUAUAUUAUUAUUAUUGAGACAGGUUCGGUCUGCCAAGACCAAAAAUAACACCAAACGUUUAACACUUUUAUAGUCUAUUUAACAAAUAUGUGUUAAAAUAUAUGUUUUUGUUUACGUUCACAGCUUUUAACAUUAUUUUAGUGGAAAUGUAAAAAAAUAAACUUAAGCUACAGAAAAAAAAUGUGAUUCAUAAGUCAAAUAUAUAGUAAUAUACGUAUAGUUGUAUAACAUAUGUUAACUAGGAAACGUAUGGAUGUGUGUGUAUUAUUGUGCUUAAAGGCGGGUGUUUAGAUAUAUUAUGUAUUACUUAUAUACAUACACAUUAUAUAUAUGCACUACGGCUGGUAACUGCAUAUUCGAUAGCGUAGUUAAAUAUAUAUGAUAUAUAUAUGUAAGUAACCGUUUAACUGGUAUAAAUAUAUAUAAAUAGGUAUGAUUAAAAUAUACAAAUAAAUAAAUUCAUCGUUCGUGUUUAGAAUCAACCUGAAUUUAUAUUUUUGGCGCCAACCGUUUUAAGAAUGCACGAACAUUUACUUAUAUUUAUGCCUUUUCUAGUUUUUAAGCGAUUCACACCUUUUUUUAUAAUUAUAUUUACUUACGUCUGGCAUCACAACUAUUUAUAAUGAGGCAUGCUCGCGCAAUAUUUUCAUUAACAUAUCAAUAUUUUAUAUUAAUGUUAGUUGUAACUUAUAUAUUUCUUGUACUACCAUUUUAUAUGUGUCACAAAUAUAUACAUCACUAUUUUUAAGUUUUCUUUGUCCGGCCGGGAGCUAGCAAUAUCUAUGUUCUGGUGUUUCAAUGGCUUACAUCACUAACCAUCUGUCAAAUACAUAUAUUCACAAAAAUCUUCCUAAUAGGACUAAAAUAUUAUGGAUCUAUGUUCCUGUCAUUUUUAUUACCAUUAUAAGUCAACAGAUAAUGUAUUUUACAUACAACCGAUGUUAUAUAUACACAAUAUAACGCAGUACAGUUAGUUCAUUUUUUGCAGCAGAAAGAAGUUAAGUGAUCAUGACGUGUUUUUUAUUAAAAAAGUUUUUUGAAAAAUAAGUCGCAGCAAAUAUGUGAUAAUUAUAAAUCAUAAACGAUUAUUUACAUUAUUUUGCUUUCAUAAGUAAUUUAAACUAUUUUUUUUAAGAGAUUUUAAUAAAAAGACACGUCAAGGUUGUUUACCUUUUUUCUAAUGCAAAAAAACGAAGAAGUGACGGCCAAUGUUGCCAAAUAUAAACACAUCCUUAUUUGAGUCAUUCUCAAAUUAUAUGACUGCGGUCAGACUCAACUGCUUCAAACUUUUUAUACAUUUAGUAUGGUUUGCCGGAGUAUAGACGCAGGCAAAAAUCUGGAGAAUAACCCAUUCCUACGAUAACAAAGAUGUGUAUAUAUAUUGGGCCACUUUGUGAAUCACUGCAUAUUUGAUACUGUAUGUACAUUGGUACAGGUAUUACACGUGAAUAUUGGUGCAAAAUGUUGUAUUGCAAAUGUUUGAACAAAACAAAUUAUUGUAUUAAAGACUUCGAUUUGUCUUUUUUAAGUAGUAACACUAUUAUAUACAAAUUAUAAACUGAAAUAUUUGUCAUAUACUGAAGAAAAAAUGGCAGAGCCGUAAAGUGACGGGCAGAGGCCUACGGCCUCCCGCCUGAAAUACGUAUAACUUAGACAUACCGUAAACAUGUAUUAGUUAUUUCUUGCGCCACUAGAGGGCAUCGCUCAAUGUACCUUGCUGACACCAAAUUUGGGUCUUGCCCUGCCACUGGUGACAGGGUAGUCUAGAGGUACAGGGGUAAAUUAAAGACGCCGGUUCGAACCGGACACUAAAGAAAUUAGUCAGUUUUUCUUUAAUACUUUUCAUUAUUAAUCAUCUAUUUCAGUUUAUAAUGUUUAUAAUGUUGACUUUGAAAUUAAAUGGCUCUGCACAUUUAAAGAAAAACUACCUUCACGAUAAAUUUUACGCGGCUUAUAAAGCUGAGACUGCGUCAACUCAAACAGAGCAUCUCGCUUUCGCCAAUGUCAGCACGAGGGAGAUGCAUUGUCAGUUUACGCAGUCGCUAGCGAAUAAAGUCGGUGUCAAACUCGUCAAAGCUCUGGUUUCCUAGAAUAGCAGUGCCGUCAUAUAGCGGCCGUAAUAUUACGGACGCAAAAAGAAUGUUCCUUGAAUCACCGCCCUCUAGAAAACCGCGCCAUUUUGUUUACAUACACAAAGUUAUAGUGACGCCAUUUAAGCGCUGUAUUACGGCCGCUAUAUGACGGCACCGCUAUCCUGGGAAACUAGAGCUUAAGGACGAAUAACGUCAUUUAGUUCAGCUGUCAAACAAUAUUUUGCAUCAGUUGUCUCAUUUUCUAUGAUCUGAUCUCCAUGCAUAGAGAUUAUCUCGAUGAUAUGUUAUGCAGGGUGUUUGAAUUUGAAAAUUAUUCUUCACGGUACACUGCAGAAGACUAUGCUUUAGAAAAAGCAUGAUUAGCAUGAGCUAUCUGCUUUAUUAAUAUUUCACACUUUCAUCUUUUUCCUCUCUCGUUGACCAGCACGAGUGCCACCAGUUUAACACUGACAUAUACGCUAGCGUGUACGUAGCUUACUUUCAAUGCAUCUCGCUCGUACUCGCAUAUUUGUGCGAGUGAGAUGUGUAGAAAGUAAGUUACGCAGACAGCGAAUAAUUAUGUCAGUGUGACACUGGGCCACCCCACACUAACGUCUUCCGAGCGUCAGCGUCUAGUCAACUCUAUGGCGCUGCUCGACGCGACGUUGACACAACGGCGCAGCGACGCUAUUUUCCAUAGCGCUGACUAGACGCCGACGCUCAAAAGACGCUAGUCUGGGGUGGCCCUAAGGCAAUCGUGGUGAGGCUACUGCUGAAGAUGGUUAUCUGUUUAAGCCAUUUUUAUAUGUCAGUCUAAGCCAACUCUGCACUAAUUAGAACAGUACCAAGUGAGGUUAUUGUUAUAAAUGUCAUGUAUUUAUUUGACAUUAAUGACAUCACACUUUGUCAUUGCAACUGCAGAGUUAGCUUGGUCAGACUACCGUGUAUUGACCGUAUGUUCUUUGUAUAUUUGUAAAAUUGUACUCGCAUUUAUACCGAGUUCUGACAGUGAUGUAUGUUUUAUUUUUUUCUAGAAUUUAUUUUAGGUUAUGUCAAAACGACUGGGAAUGUUUUUUUGUUUAUGUAGGUAUUUUAAUGUGCGAUUCCCACCGGCAAUACUUGCGCGCCGUCUCCGCCCAUUCGAUGAGAAUCGUACUUUAUUGUGCAAUUUUUUCCAAGGAUAAUAGGUUUUUUUUUCACUAUACAAUAUCUGUCAGAACCGCCUUUGUGAUCUUGCAAUAACAAAACGGAUUGUCUAAUAUAAUUUGUCAGUAUUGUCUGUCUGUCAGUACAUUCCAGUGCUUUCUUAAAUCGGUUGUAAUUUAAUAGCCAUUAGACUUAACGCAUCUUAGCUUAUUUGUUAAGCGUUAGUUCGUCCGAGCGGUGCAAUAAUAUGUAUACUUGGGAACCUUUUGUGAUUUCAAGAACAAGUAGACUAGGUGAUUUUCAUAGUGUAAAUCAUUGUGAUACACACAUAUUUGCAUUUCCUAAUGCUUUGAACGCCAGACGGCAAAGGAAUAUGCCCUGCCCCGGUCGCCACGCGAUCGCGAUUAAGCGAAAUUGAACUUUCCGGAGCCCCGCUUAAGUCCCUAUUGCAUUGGCAAAGCUGCCGGCUGUGGCCGUCGUUGGCGUCCUUGGCAAGACUCCGAUGACGCCCACAGCAGUCUGUAGCGGUCAAAAGGUUAAAGACCAUACAAAUAUCGAACAAAUGGUAAAUUAAGGGGAAUUUUCCUUUGAAUCAAUAAACUAUAGUUUUUAUUUUACUUAAAAUGUGGAAUGGCAACAAUAAUCGUCCAUUUUCAUAGGAAUUUAUCGUUAAUAGUGGCGUUUUCUUACUCUGUCGCUAAAAAGUCUGGUAAAGUCGCCAUCAGAUCGGAGCGGUCAAGGUGUUAACAAAUAUCUGAAAAAAGCUAUAACAUCAAGGUCCGCUCCGAUAUUUCUGAUGACUGAACGGGACACUCGGUAUCAGUCCUACCACGAGUUUGACAUAUUCGCUAGCGACUGCGUAAACUAACUCGCACAUCUCUCGUACUGGCAUUGUCGUUUGAGUUGCGUUUAAGGCGUAAAACUCAUGGUAAAGUUAGGGGUCGAUAUUGAAAUUGAAAAAAAAUAAUGUGUAUAUAUUAAUGCAUCGCAACGGACAGAAAACUACCGUUUUGGUUGAAAACUUUUUAUGGCUGUUGAGAAUUUGUUGACAUUAUUUUAGAGACAACGUGUCGGUUUCGAGCGAUCAAGUUUUAAACUUAUUAACAAUAUUAAAAAAAAAAACACCUAUAGUGUAUUUCUAUAUGAAUCUUUAAAAAUUGUCACUGUGACAAGUUACGAAAUGGUACGGAAAUUAAAAUGUACAGUCGCGAUCAGAUAUAUCGGAGCGGCCGAGGUGCUCAAAAAUAUCUGUACACGCACUCUAACGCCUUGACAAUAGAGGCGUGUUCAGAUAUUUGUGAGCACAUUAGCCGCUCCGAUGUAUCUGAUGGCGGCUGUACAACAUUUCGUACGGUCGAGUUCACAAAAAUGUGUACAAGUCAAAGUUCCAGAAAUAUGUUUACACCAACUUAUUGUCAGUUAGUCAGGCGUGUAAAUAUAUUUUUGGAGCGUUGUCUUUUAAAUAUUUUUGUGAACUGUACCUGUACAAUUUUGUAUGGGUUUUUUAUUACAUCCGUUUAAGAUUCAUAAGCAGGGGUCGUACAAAAAGUGCGGAUGACGUCAAACCACUUAUAGGAUGAUUUCAAAUAGUAUUUUUGAUUUUCAUAAACAAUUAUCACUUAUCAUUUAUCAACCUCUUUAUUUAACGAUAUCGCCACUUGAAAUGAGUAAGUACGUUUUUGACUGACACAUUGUCAAUCAGAUGAACAAUAAAUUGACUUCGUUAUUGUUUAGCUAUUGUAUCUUCACGAUUAUAUUUAGCUAAAAUUUAUAUUUACUAAUGUAUAAGAAAACGCUCUAAAAUGUCAUCUUUACUCGAAUAUUGUGGCAAUUUUCCGUUUUUGGAGGUACGUGACAAACACGUAUACUGCUCUUGCUAAAUAGACUUGUUAGAAAAAUAGUCAUCUAUGCAUAAUUUCAUUAAAUAAUAAGUAUAUUUAAUAACAUCAAAUUAUCUGUUUUUUUUUUUAUUAAUCUUACCUACUGUUCCCACUUUUGACUAUUAAACCUAUUUAUCUGAGGAUCCCACAGACUUGUUCUAACUAAUUUCAAAUAACACCUUAUGGUAACAAAUUUCGUGAAAUUUAUUUUAUUCACUACAUCGCCCUACCAUCUGUAUCAUUAAUUCCAUGGAUUUAUUUACGAUUAUUUUGUUACUUCAUUAAUACUACUUUGUUACUACAUGUCACACGGAAGUUUAAAUACAAACUCAAACAUCAUCCUGUGUGCAAGAUUACGUCAUUUUUACGUCAUUCGCACUUUUUGUCCGACCCCUGUUCAUAAGGAAUAGACUAUAAGUAAUAAAUAAACAAGGCAAUCGCAGCGUUUGUCUAUAUCAUAAAAAUUUGAUCAUUGGUCUUUUACAGUCGCCAUCAGAUAUGUCGGAACGGCCGAGGUGCUCACAGAUAUCUAAACACGCCUCUAUUGGUAAGACGCUGGAGUGCGUGUCCAGACAUUUUUGAGCGCCUCGGCCGCUCCGAUAUAUCUGAUGGCGGCUUUACAAAUAAUCACAGAUUAGUUUUACAAGAAUAGCUUAACUGUAAACAAGUUAUUAUUCUAAAAUACAUUUUAGAAUGCUGUUUCAUUUGACACCUUGUCUCUUUUCGUUCGCGUCAGCAUACGAUAACGACCAUUCUAUUCUAAUAGGGGGUAUUACUGUAAUUUUCUGCCGCCAGAGUGCAGCACUAGCACAUAUUGUAAAAAACAGUAACUUAUACAUACUAUGCCUUAAAGUUUGUGAGAAUUCACUAUGACAUUUAUAUAUCAAGGCGGUUUGAUUAUGCCUACCGUGAAAAUGGAUAUUUCGGUAUCUGCCUCUAUCGCUCGAAAGCGUGCUUCGCGGUAGGCCCUCAGUGUGUGCCAGUGGCGCCCCCUACGCAGUUUUGUGUAAUAUCCCCUAUUUGGGAGGUAAUUCCUAGAGAUAAACCAUUUCUAAAGUGCAUCCCCUCUCGCGCCUAGAGUAAGGACGCUAUUCACGGAGAAUUUCGUACAAUUACGUGCAACAUAGAUGGGAACAAGCGCGUCAAUGUACGAUGUUCUUCGUGUUUAGCGUCCUUACUCUACAUUUCAAGUAAUUUUAUAUACGCAACGCACACAAAGACGGCAUAAGCCUUUUGUUAUUUUUGGUUGCGCCUUGAGAUGUGAGCGUGCCUUGAGACGCGCGCAUUUUAAAACUGGUCAAUCUACCUCCAACCGGUGAUAUUCAUGCCAAUGGCACAGAGUACUGUUUGCCGGCGGCUGUUUCAAAUAUAUGUAUACAAUUUUGUCCUUUAAACCUUUGCAAAAUGUAUACAUAUCUUUGACAUUGAAAUUGAAAGUCGUUUUCUCACGCAUUCGCCAUUUUUCUUCAGUAUUCUAUGUUGCCACGCUUUUAUAUUAAAUGUGGAUGAUUUUUUAUUAAGUUAUGCGCGUAUUUAGGCGUAUUUAAUACCACAUUUUAGGAAAUCGGCGGUCAACUGACAAAAAAGAAGAUGGCUACCGUCUGGUGAUAUUCUCGUGCAUUGACCUCUGUACAUCCCUAUUGCUCGACGUUUUAUCUCUCUCCCGUAAUGUUACAUUGCAUGUGAGUGACAGAGACGUCUGUACAGGUCAACGUUCAGAAUUAUUCAUAAUCGGCUUAAAUGUAGGGCGACAUUCGCUUUCGAAUAACAGAAAGAAGCGUUUUCAAGGAUGUUAGACAAAUGAAUUUUUUGUCGAUUCUACCGUGUAUGGCCAGUUAGACCGCCGAUUUCCAUGUGCGUCCACAAUAUGGGCGUCCGCUGACGCGGGUGCACGGCGCGGGUUAGCGUUAUAUAAUAUUAGCAACGCUACCCGACGCGGACGCGCGGUGAUUUCACCUACAAUGACAUCCGCGCGCGUGCAGCCGCGUCUGCUAGCGGACGCCCUACGGCAUUCAGCAGCCGGGACUGUGUAUAUACCUAUAGUUAUUGUAUCAGAUGUACCUACAGAGUAAUAAAGUGAUGUAUUUUUGUUCUGGCCCUCAGCGUUGGGCUGUAGCAUAUUAUUGCAUUUUAUAUUAAUAAAGUUUUCUUAUAUGUGGA